Messenger RNA from Argiope bruennichi, 1372 nucleotides. RefSeq lists its product as uncharacterized. Bases 85 to 513 code for a protein of 142 amino acids. The transcript is spliced from 2 exons. NCBI's taxonomy places the organism in Eukaryota, Metazoa, Arthropoda, Arachnida, Araneae, Araneidae. The record is from RefSeq and is a predicted model, not a curated record.
UUUCACUUUCGAUUCGGAUAUACGAGCUGCAUUUGCUCCCUUGGUAAUCAUCUCCUGUUUGGAUACCUUUCUAAGAAACUAAAGAUGAAUUCUGCUCAUUUCUUUGCUUUAUUGGUUGUUUCCUGUAUCCUAUCAGCCGAUAUCAUAUUGCCAGUAGUUGCCCAUCAUCAUCAUCGUAAUAACCACGGAAUUGAACUUCUACUGGCAGCAGGUAUCCUUGCCAAACUUCUGCACAAGAAAGGUCACCACCACCAUCACCACCAUGGCCACCACCAUCACGGCCAUCAUCACUCUGGAUCAUCAGCUGUCGAGAUGAGCGUUCCUGCUCCUCUUGGUGGUUAUGCCUAUCCAGCUCCUGCAGCUUCAACCUUUUCUUCUUCUGUAGAAUAUCCCCAACAUCCGUACGCACCAGCUGCUUCCCAAGCCUAUCCUGUCCCCCAAAUGCCUGCAGCAGCUGGAUAUCUAGGGUUUGAGGCCCAACCCAUGGCUAUGGCUCCACCAAUGGGUUACUGAUGAAUCUGUAAUUAUAAAUCACUUAUUAACUCAGGUUUUUAUUUGCGCUGUAGCUAGGAUUAAUAUCAUCAUCAUCUUUUUUUUUUUAUUUCACAAAAGACCAAAUCUAGUCUCCUUCUAUGAUUAGUAACAAAAAUAGGUCUUUGAGAAUGUAAAAAAAAAUAUUGUAAUUAUAAUUUUUAAAUUUUAUGAUUCCAAAGAUUUAUAUAUAUAAAUAUACACUGUAAUUUCUAUCAUAACACAGAAAUUUUAAAUGAAAAAUAACUUUAUGACAACCUUGCUUUCCUUAAAUACUCUACUUUAUGGAAUCAUUUGCUUUUAAUUUUAAACAACUUCUUUUCUCUUCAAAUAUGGAACACCGCAUUCUUUUUAUCUUCUUUCUAUAGUAAUUUUCUUCCAUUUGAAGAUAACCAACCAAAUUUGAAAUUAAAUUGAUCAGUUAAAGUCAACAUGUUACUGCUUAUAACUAGAAUAAAGCAGAAUCAGAAAAGAUAAUUUUCGAGAAGAAUGAUAUUCACUUCAAGAAUGAUAAUCGCAGUUCUGAUAGUAUAAUUCUAUUAAAUACUGCGAUAAAUAAAAUUUCAGUUAUCAUUAUGUACAUCCAGUGUGAAGUGAAUUGUAGGUCACCAUAGCAUACAGCGCAAUCUAUGAGAUCAUCAUCAUAUAAAUAUGAUAUGCUCAAUUUUAAAAUCUUUAUUUUAAUAUUUUGUAGGAAUUCUCUAUUAUAGAAAUUUACUUUUAUAGUCAUUUUUAGUUAAUAAUUUAUAAACUUAUAUAAUUAUGUAUAUACUGUAAAUAUUUUUAUAAAUAAUAAUAUUCUGUUCAAUGUAUUCAUAAAAUAAAUGAAUGUACAAAACAA